UGUUUUUGUAGGUCCAUCUGGCAGGGAAGACUGUAGAUUUCCCCCACUGUUUCCCAGCUUUUGUUUUCUUUCCUGGAAACGGUGGGUGCAAAAGCUUCUCACAAAAACAGCUUAAGCCUAUGCAGUUUCGAUUUCAGUUUUCUAUCCCACCCCACAGCUAAAUGCAUGCAAUAUCCGGUUUGACUCUGAGGUUUAAGAAUAGAGCUUUCAGGAGGAAUCCUAACUGUGCUGAACCCGGGUAGCAGAGAAUCAUCCCCUGCAGGCAGGUUACCAUGACAUCUGGUGCCAACAUGAAGGCUCCGAUCUGUCUAGUGGAAAAUGAGAAUAAAGAGCUGAGGGUGAACCCCAAAGCAGUGAACAUUCUUGAGAGGAUCACUCAGCCUGUGGUGGUGGUGGCCAUCGUAGGACUGUACCGCACGGGAAAGUCCUACCUGAUGAACCGCUUGGCUGGACAGAAGCAUGGCUUCAAUCUGGGCACCACAGUUAGGUCGGAAACUAAGGGCAUCUGGAUGUGGUGUGUACCUCACCCCAGCAAGCCCAAAUACACACUCGUGCUUCUGGACACAGAGGGCUUAGGUGAUGUGGAGAAGGGUGACCCUAAGAACGACUCGUGGAUCUUCGCCCUGGCUGUGCUUCUGAGCAGUACCUUUGUCUACAACAGCAUGAGUACCAUCAACCACCAGGCCCUGGAGCAGCUGCACUAUGUCACGGAACUGACAGAGCUGAUCAGGGCAAAAUCCACUUUACGAUCUGAAGAAGUGGAUGACUCUGAUGAGUUUGUAAGUUUCUUUCCAGACUUUAUCUGGACUGUUCGAGAUUUCAUUCUGGAGCUGAAGUUAGACGGACAUGUCAUCACAGAAGACGAGUACCUGGAGAACGCUCUGAAGCUGAUUCCAGGCAGGAGUCUCAAAGCCCAAAAUUCUAACAUGCCUAGGGAAUGCAUCAGACACUUCUUUCCAAGACGGAAGUGUUUUGUCUUUGAUCGACCUACGAAAGAGAAAGACCUCUUAGUCCAUGUUGAGGAAAUUCCAGAGGACCAGUUGGAUCACAAUUUCCAAGUGCAAUCAAAAAUAUUCUGUUCUUACAUCUUCUCCAAUGCAAAGGCCAAGACCUUGAAAGAGGGAAUCAUUGUCAAUGGAAACCGACUGGCGACUCUGGUGACGACCUACGUGGGUGCUAUCAAUAGUGGAGCGGUGCCAUGUUUAGAGAACGCAGUGACGACUCUGGCCCAACGUGAGAACUCCAUAGCAGUGCAGAAGGCAGCUGACCACUACAGUGAGCAGAUGGCCCAGCGAGUGAGGCUCCCCACAGACACGCUCCAGGAGCUGCUGGAUGUGCAUGCAGCCUGUGAGAAGGAAGCCAUUGCUGUCUUCAUGGAGCACUCCUUCAAGGAUGAGAAUCAGCAAUUCCAGAAGAAUUUGGUGGUCACCAUAGAGGAAAAAAAGGAAGAUUUCUUGCAACAGAAUGAAGCAGCAUCUCUCAGUCACUGCCAGGCUGAACUGGACAAGCUCUCAGCGUCCUUGAGGGAGAGCAUCUCACGUGGGGCUUUCUCUGUCCCUGGGGGUCACCAUCUCUACCUAGAGGCCAGGAAGAAGGUUGAGCAGGACUAUGAGCGAGUGCCCAGGAAGGGAGUGAAGGCAAAUCAUGUCCUUCAGAACUUCCUACAGUCACAGAUUCCCAUAGAGGAUUCCAUUCUUCAGUCGGACAAAGCCCUCACUGAUGGCCAGAAGGCCAUGGAAGCUGAGCGGGUUCAGAAGGAGGCGGCUGAAAAGGAGCAGGAGCUACUAAGACAGAAGCAGAAGGAGCUGCAGCAGGUGAUGGAGGCUCAAGAGAGAAGCUACAAGGAAAAUAUGGCCCAGCUGCAUGAGAAGAUGGAGACAGAAAGGAAGAACAUUCUGAGAGAGCAAGAAGAGAGGCUGGCACACAAGUUGAAGAUCCAAGAAGACAUGCUUAAUGAGGGAUUUAAAAGGAAAUGCGAAGCAAUGGAUUCAGAGAUAAGCCAUCUGCAAAAAGAGAUUCAACAAAAUAAGGAUAAGAAUGGCUCAUUGGGUGCUCAACUCUUUGAUGGGUUUGGAAAUGUGUUAGUUUCAGUAUUGCCUGGUGCUGGUAAGUUAGUUGGUCUAGGGAUGAAAAUUUUAAGCAGCCAAAUGAAAUAGGCAAAGAAUUCUUGUUGGAAAACUGUAGGUAUGGGUCCCCCACCCCCCAAGUCCAUCUCAUAUUAAUUUCAUUCAUUAAGUUUCAAAACCCAAGGAUAUAGACCACUCUCCAUACACUGAUGGCAAAGCCCCAUUGCUGAAGACAACCUGUAUACAACUCAUUGAACAAUGGAGAACUCAAGCUGGUGUUCAUAGACCCUUCAUCCUACAUGCUAACGUCUUUGGCACAGAAAGAUACUCUGCAUGCUACCAAAGGAAAAACACAAAUGCCAAACCGGCAACAAACCCUUUGACCUAAAAUGGCAUCCUGCCUGCAAAAUAUGCAAAUGCAGUGGUGUCAUAAAGCUUGUGGAAGUGACCAACCAAUAUCUGAUUUGACUUAAGGGCAGCUUCACCGGAUGAAAACCACACCUGACACUGCCUGGGUGAUCAAGAACCUGAGAUCAGAUAGCCCAGGGAAACCCCAAGUAAAACCAAAUACAAUUGUUGUAUUAAAAAAAGAAGUAGCAAUAAAAUGACUCUUAUUGACACUC
Molecule: messenger RNA, 2689 nt
Organism: Grammomys surdaster
Lineage: Eukaryota; Metazoa; Chordata; Mammalia; Rodentia; Muridae
Product: guanylate-binding protein 4-like
Exons: 11
Coding region: 273-2156 (627 amino acids)
Biological process (GO): defense response to Gram-positive bacterium; defense response to protozoan
Molecular function (GO): GTPase activity; GTP binding
Source: RefSeq, a predicted model, not a curated record